AUGUCCGCCUUCGCAGAUGGGACGGCAGGCCAACGCGCUCGUGGUGGCGGAAAGCGCAACAGCGGCAGGGCUGCCGCGGCCAAGGGCGGUCCCUCGGGCAGGCAGUCGCAGGAUGCGGAUGGAGGCGACGAGGGGGAUCAUGCCGAGCCGGAAGCUCGUGGUGGCGGAAAGCGCACCGGCGGCAGGGCUGCCGCGACCAAGGGCGGUCCCUCGGACUCGCAGGAUGCGGAUGGUGGCGACGAGAAGGAUCAUGCUGAGCCGGAAGCUACUGGUGGCGGCAUACGCAACGGCGGCAGGGCUGCCGCGGCUAAGGGCGGUCCCACGGGCAGGCAGUCGGAGGAUGCAGAUGGUGGCGACGAGGGGGAUCAUGCCAAGCAGGAAGCUCGUGGUGGCGGCAUGCGCAACGGCGGUAGGGCUGCCGCGGCCAAGGCCGGUCCCUCGGGCUCACAGGAUGCGGAUGGUGGCGACGAUAAGGAUCAUGCCGAGCCGGAAGCUCGUGGUGGCAGCAUGCGCAACGGCGGCAGGGCUGCCGCGGCUAAGGGCGGUCCCUCGGGCAGGCAGACGCAGGAUGCGGAUGGUGGCGACGAGAAGGAUCAUGCCGUGCCUGCAUGCCGUGGCGUUAACGAUCAUGAUGAGGACGAGCCAGCAGCUGUGACUGAUGGGAAAGGUGGACGUGAAGCUGUGAUUCCCUACCAACGGCGCAAGGCUGUGGAUCCGGGCAGUUGCGACCAUAAGGCGAGACAAGCUCGGCGCGGCCCCAAUGUGCACGUUUUGAGCUCGUCUGGUUUCGAGGAAGAUUCGAGCGACAGUGAGUCGGGCAGCUCAUCCGGGAGUGAGGAGGUAUACGAGGAUGAGGUUGAGGAGGAGGAGGACGAGGAUGAUGAGGAGUUGGAGCCGGAGAGCGAGGAUGGGGAGGAGGCUCGGCCUUUGCAGAGGAGGAGUGUGAGGAAGCUCAAAAAGGGCAACGCUAAGCAAAAGUCGGAGAGGGGACGGGUAAAGAUCUGUAAACAGAGUGUGCGUCGUGCCAAACCACAAGGCAAGCGCCAGAGACCUCGAUUCGAAGCUAAAAUAGUGGGUGUGCGUAGCAAGGUGAAGCGGGGGUUGAAUUUUUACGAAUCAAUGGGGAGACGAUGUCCAUCAAGCUCUCAUGAACGGCAAGCCGCGGACCCGUACGCUGCGUUACGCGAUCCGAGGGGUUCGGCUGGGAAGGGAGAUCAGAUGGCUUGGGGGUCAGCGCGGUUUGGCAAAGAAGCGACGGACCCGCCCCCCAACCAUAUGGGGGGUCGCGCGGUUCAUGUGAAGAACGAGGGGGCAACGAAGCGGCACGAACCCUCGGUAGCUGCAGCAGCGAAUGACAGUCUGGGAGGUGUGUGGGCGAAUGCCUUGGGUGAAUGUGGCGGCGGUGUGGAAGGCUCCAUGUGGGAUAUACGGGAGAGCAGGGGAGAAGGGGGGGACGAGAAAAUGGAUCCAGCGACUAAGGAGGGGAGGGGAGAGAGCAUGGGCACACCUGGCGCAUCCAGUCGGCCGGAUGUGGCUGGCGGCAGGACUGUGGAGCAACUCAUGCGAGAGCUUGCCCAGCGGGAUCGCGAAAUCGCUGCACUCAAGGCAAGGCCAGGAUCAAAAGGAGCUGUCAAGCCCUGCACCCCUCCAUCUAGGCCUCCUCCUCUAGCAUCUCUGUCGAGCGGCCCAUCUAUAGGGGGCCUCGAUCCAGACGUGGCGCCAGAAAGCCCAGCGACGGUAGACGUAGCGGUCCGUCGAACGCGUGGGAUGCCCACACCCAAGCUGCUGAAGAGCCCCUGUUCAUGGUGCUGGGGGUGGUGUGGGUGUCAUGCGGCGGAGGGAAUAGAGGAAGCCGUAUCCGUCAAUCCCACGCGGCCCCCUUUCUGUCCGCCGCUCCUCCCUCCCCUCUCUAUCCCGUCCCUCUCCCUCGUCGUCCAGAGCCACUGUAAAAGAGCUCCUGUUCAUGGUGCUGGUGGUGGGGUGGGUGUCAUGUGGCGGAGUGAUCAGCCCAUGUUCAUGGUGCUGGGGGUGGUGUGGGUGUCAUGCGGCGGAGGGAUAGCUAAGCAUAUCAGUCAUCCUUUAUCUCACUCCCCGCUCUCUCCCAUCCCUCCCCUCCCUCUGCGAGAGCCCAUGUUCAUGGUGCUGGGUGUGAGCCCCUGUUCAUGGUGCUGGGGGUGGUGUGGGUGUCAUGCGGCGGAGGGAAUAGAGGAAGCCGUAUCCGUCAAUCCCACGCAGCCCCCUUUCUGUCCGCCGCUCCUCCCUCCCCUCUCUAUCCCGUCCCUCUCCCUCGUCGUCCAGAGCCACUGUAAAAGAGCUCCUGUGCAUGGUGCUGGUGGUGGGGUGGGUGUCAUGUGGCGGAGUGAUCAGCUCCUGUUCAUGGUGCUGGUGGUGGGGUGGGUGUCAUGCGGCGGAGUGAUAGCUCACCAUAGCAGCUAUCCUUCCUCUCCCUGCACCCUCUCUCCCAUCCCUCCCCCACCUCUUCCAGAGCCCAUGUUCAUGGUGCUGUUGUUGCUCUCCCCUUCCCUCCCGCCAUCCCGUUCUCUCCCUCCCUCCAUUUCUCUUCAGCCCUCCCCUUCUCUCCCGCCCUCCAUGUCUCUCCUGCCCUCCCCCUCUCCCCUGCCCUCCCCUUCUCUCCCGCCCUUCCCUGCUCUACUGCCCUCCAGCCAACCCUCCAUUCAUUCUAUACCGCCCUCCACUUCGUCCAUACCCUUUGGACAACCCCUAACCAUGUCGUGCAUGAUCUUCGUCCCCGCCUUGUCCUGCGUGCGCGCAGGAGGGAAUCAGCGGAUUGACCACGGCUUGGCAAAGGUUAAGAAGACCGACUGGAACGUCUCAAACUCCCACCGCAAGAACACCGAGUGGAUGACGGGUUUGCACCAAAAUGUGCGGUGGAUUAUCAAGGACCACUUCACACGCCACACCCCCGUGUACAACACAGUCGUGCAGGGCUUCAAGUGGGGCGACCGUGGCCUGUAUGUUCACGAGUCAGGAUUUGAGGCGUUCAAGGGGAAGGCCGUGCCUGACGAGGAGAAGAAGGACUUGAAGGAGGAAGAGCAGGAGGUGUACGACGCGGAGGACUUGAAGACGGAUGACGAGGAGGAUGACGAGGAUCAGGAGGAGGAGGAGGAGGAGGAGGAGGAGGAGGAGGAGGAGGAGGAGGAGGAGGAGGAGGAGGAGGAGGAGGAUGAGGAGGAGGAGGAGGAGGAACAACAGCUAGGGGGGCAGCACGCCAGGCAAGAAAGUAGAGUCAGCAUGGGGAGUAGCACGGGCGGCAAAAGCGUGGAGUCAGCAAGGGGGGCAGCAGUAGAGACAAUGUGA
Messenger RNA from Closterium sp. NIES-65, 3318 nucleotides. The record is from the annotation of a GenBank genome assembly. Lineage: Eukaryota; Viridiplantae; Streptophyta; Zygnematophyceae; Desmidiales; Closteriaceae.